Messenger RNA from Cantharellus anzutake, 1185 nucleotides. RefSeq names its product peptidase S8/S53 domain-containing protein. Lineage: Eukaryota; Fungi; Basidiomycota; Agaricomycetes; Cantharellales; Hydnaceae. Gene Ontology annotation, biological process: proteolysis. The record is from RefSeq and is a predicted model, not a curated record. The transcript has 4 exons. Bases 1 to 1185 code for a protein of 394 amino acids. Gene Ontology annotation, molecular function: serine-type endopeptidase activity.
AUGGUCAUUCCCAUUUCUGUAUUCGUUUCCACUAUCACAAUGGCCCUUGCUGCUUCUGUUCGUACCAAGCCGAAGGGUCCAGUAAAGCCCGACUCGUACAUUGUUGUGCUGAAACCUGGCGAAGAUAUGGAACAUCAUAUCGAAGGUAUCACUCGGAUAUCCGCCCGGAACCCUGGGUCAGAAUUUUCAAUCAAUCACCGGUAUGAAAUGCUGAAUGCCUACUCUGCACAUGUAACUGGAGCAUCCCUUUCUCGAAUUUUGAGUCGCCCCGAAGUUGAAUAUGUCGAAGCUGACGCCAUAGUUUCCAUUUACGAUGGCCUCCAUGAAAUGAAUGAGGGGCUUGUGACAGAGUUCAACGAUGUCCCAGCCGAAAUAAGGGAUGACCCAGGCGAACUCCGAGGACGCGCCUCUGGGAAGCCAGUGGAGAUUAUUGUGAUAGAUGGCGGUGUCGCUCUUUACCACUCCUGGUUUCUAAACGAGGACGGGUCGACCCGUGUAGUUGGAGGUGCUGCCGUUGGUGAUGGUAACGCUUUGGUAGAUCUCAACGGUCAUGGCACAAUGGUGGCCGGGAGAGCAGUGGGGAACAUCUAUGGUGUGACGACCGAGGCCACCGUUUUUUCGAUCAAGGUUUUCUCCGAUUCAGGCACAGCACUGACGACCACGGUAAUAGAAGGCAUCAAGCUCGCUCUCGAUCGAUUUGGAAUCACUAAAUCCCAUUCCAUCGUAAUAUUAUCCUUCGCCACCGAGUUCGGUUCCAUUCUUGAUAAGGUUGUCAAUUAUGCCGUCGGGAUGGGUUUACACGUUGUAGUCCCUGCAGGGGACCACAGCAAGAACGUAAAAAAUAGUGUCAGUCCUGCUACCGCCAAGAACGCUAUCACCGUUGGAGCUCUUGAAAGCUGUGGUCCGACUCGGCUUGCAUCAUUUUCCAACUAUGGACCUUCGGUUGGCUUUUAUGCCGAUGGCACCGGUAUUAGGGUUCCUGAGAUCAGCAGCUCGACGGCGUGGAAGAUUGAGAGUGGCACUGCGCUGUCAGCUGCAUUUGUUGCGGGUGCGAUAGCCGAAUGGUUACGUCGCCAGAAUGAUCUGGUGCGGCCUACUCAGCUAAAGUACGACUUAAGGCGCCAUGGUAUCCAGGACGUUCGGGAUCCAACUGGAAAAAAGAAGUGGAGGGUAGUACUCUUCUAA